This is a messenger RNA of Lachancea mirantina, 855 nucleotides long. NCBI's taxonomy places the organism in Eukaryota, Fungi, Ascomycota, Saccharomycetes, Saccharomycetales, Saccharomycetaceae. The record is from the annotation of a GenBank genome assembly.
AUGUCUGCUGAUUCGAUUGACCAGGUUUUUGAGAAAGCUAUUUCUACUAUCCAUACUCUGUCGUCCCUGAAGGGAUAUAAUUCUUUGCCCCGACCUCCGGCUCAUGUCAGAAUCGAACUUUACGCUUUUUUUAAACAGGCCACAGAGGGCGAUGCUCAAACGGCUCUAACGAGACCUGACGAUGAUUCAAAUGACGCCGAUCGCGGAGUGGCUCUCAAAAAGUGGAAUGCAUGGCAUACAAAGCAUGGAAUGGCCCAAAUUGAAGCCAAGAAGCAAUAUAUUCAGUUGCUUAUUUCCACGAUGAGAUCGUACGCAAUGGGCACAAUAGCCGCGAGAGAACUGCUUGGUGACCUCGAGUUUCUGUGGUGGCAAGUCGCAGAUGGCGGCGGAGAGGUGAUUGAGGACAAUAGCAGUAUGAUUUUGGCCCUGCAAGACGAUAUUCCAGAUUCAAAGUCACUUCAUUUGCGCAGGGAGAUCUACGAAACCCUGAGCGCCUUGAACGAGAAAAAAUUGCAUCUAUCGAAACACAGCCGUGCUGGCCAUGGGAAAGAUUUGAAAAAGGAUAUAACUCGUCUAUCAAGAUUGAAAAAGCAGGUUUACUGGCUUGCGUCACUGAUCGCAAAGUACGCCUACUUUCUACUAAAGAAACUCUUGUACAAUGCCGUUUUCCUCCUAUUGCUUUUCGAAGCGGCAAACCACUUCCAGAUCUCACCUCCUCAGCUAGCCAACACCAGUUUUUCUUUGUCAAAUUUUCGCAAAGCAUGUGAAUUUCUCUGGAAUUCUGCCAUGAGAGGAACCUGGACUGCGUUCAAGUCCAUUUACGAUUGUUCUUCUAUCAGAACGAUAGCGACUUGA